Molecule: messenger RNA, 2981 nt
Organism: Choloepus didactylus (southern two-toed sloth)
Lineage: Eukaryota; Metazoa; Chordata; Mammalia; Pilosa; Megalonychidae
Gene: RBFOX3
Product: RNA binding fox-1 homolog 3
Exons: 15
Coding region: 686-1762 (358 amino acids)
Biological process (GO): regulation of alternative mRNA splicing, via spliceosome; nervous system development
Cellular component (GO): nucleus; cytoplasm
Molecular function (GO): mRNA binding
Source: RefSeq, a predicted model, not a curated record
GAGCCAGAGAGGAGGGAGAGGGAGCGAGAGAGAAAGAGACAGCGACAGAGAGAGAGAAAGAGAGAGAGAGAGGAGGCGGCGAGGGGAGAACGAGCGAAGGGAGAGCGAGAGGAGCGCGGAGCCGCGGGGGCUGCUCCGGAGCCAGCGCCUCCCGGGACAGCGAACCCGACCCAGCCGCUCGCUUGGUCGGCGGAUCCGCGGCAGCCGCCGCCCGAGCCCGGGUCCCGCUUGCCCCCGGCCGCCGCCGCCGGCUCGCCAGUGCCCGCGCAGCCCCGGGACGCCGCUGCCCGCUCGGCGGCCGGGAUGCAGCCGGAGCAUGGCCGCCGGGCCCCCUUCACCUGCCGCGGGGAGCGCUGAGCCAGUUGGAAAUCUGUCUCUGAGAACCUGACUGCUUUUCCUGCUGGUACUCGCUUUUCCCAGCUGCCCUCCACCCCAGGGAGUUCUGGAAGGAGCCCAGUUGGGGCCUCCCCGCUGCAGCACACAGACCUCACUGACCACUGCCAGGGUUUGGUCAGAAGAGCCAGAAGAAAUUCUGCCAGCACGUCCCUCGAGCGGGUCUGCAGGUGCCCCCCGCCGGGAACCCAUCCCAGGAGCCGCCCCUCCUGCAAACAGAGACCCCAGAGUGCCUCGGGGAAAAUUGGCUGAAUAAAAGGGCAACCAGGACGUGUCAGCUCCGCCCGAAGCCAUGGCCCAGCCCUACGCCCCGGCCCAGUACCCCCCUCCGCCGCAGAGCCGCCUCCCCGCCGAGUACGCCCCGCCCCCCCCGCACCCCACUCAGGACUACUCGGGCCAGACCCCGGUGCCCCCGGAGCACGGCCUGGUCCUGUGCCCAGCCGCACAGACCCACCCCGAGCAGCCCGUCCCCGAUGCCAGCACCCAGGCCAUCACCGGGACACAGACUGCGCCGCAGACAGACGAGGCGGCACAGACAGACAGCCAGACGCUCCACCCCUCCGACCCCACAGAGAAGCAGCAGCCCAAGCGGCUACACGUCUCCAACAUCCCCUUCCGGUUCAGGGACCCCGACCUGAGGCAAAUGUUCGGGCAAUUUGGAAAAAUUUUAGACGUGGAGAUCAUUUUUAACGAGCGGGGCUCCAAGGGUUUUGGGUUUGUAACUUUUGAAACUAGCUCAGAUGCUGACCGAGCCCGGGAGAAGCUGAAUGGCACCAUCGUAGAGGGACGGAAAAUUGAGGUCAACAACGCCACAGCCCGGGUCAUGACCAAUAAGAAGACUGCGAACUCCUACACCAACGGCUGGAAGCUCAACCCUGUGGUAGGCGCUGUCUACGGGCCUGAAUUCUAUGCAGUGACGGGGUUCCCGUACCCCACCACGGGCACCGCGGUUGCCUACCGAGGCGCGCACCUACGGGGCCGGGGCCGGGCCUUGUAUAACACGUUUCGGGCUGCGCCUCCCCCGCCCCCCAUCCCGACUUACGGAGCGGCGCUGGAGCAAACGCUUGUUAAAAUGCCAGUCCCAUGGGCAGGGCUGGCCCCGUGCCCCCUCACUCCUCAGCAGACACCGGAGCCGGCCCACCCCGCCUCUCCAGCGCUCCCACCACUCUCUUGUCCGUUUGCUUCCAGGGUCGUCUAUCAGGAUGGAUUUUAUGGUGCUGAGAUUUAUGGAGGCUACGCCGCCUACAGGUAUGCUCAGCCAGCAGCAGCGGCGGCCUACAGCGACAGUUAUGGCAGAGUCUACACCGCCGCCGACCCCUACCACCACACCAUCGGCCCCGCAGCCACCUACAGCAUCGGAACCAUGUGAAAGCUUCCACCGUUUUCUUCUUGGACCAUGAAGGGCAAAAACAAAAAAACAAAAAAAAUCACAAAACAAAAAACAAAACAAAAAAAAGAUGUUAAAUCCAAGCAACAAAAAACCAACCAAACCAAGAGGCAUCCGAGCAAGUGCAAGCCCACCAGCUGGCCCGCGCGCACCGAGGAGCCGGCCGGCAGGAGCUGGGCCGUGGCGCCCAGGAGAGCAGAGCACGGACCACGGGCAGCCUGGCGGGGUUGCCCUUUCGUCCCAGGCAGUGCUGGCGAGCUGUGGCCGGGGGGACCCCGUUUUCUAUCGAGUCUUCCUUCCCGUGGCCCCUCACCCCCAGGACUGUGGGAAACCGUGGGCCGCGGGCCUGAGCAGGGAAGAGCGGAGGGGGACACUGGGGAGGGGUGGCGGGGAGGGGAGCAACGUUUCAUUCCCAGGGAGCGCCAGCGUUGGCCGAGACCCCGUCACCCCAGGCCUCCUCCCCAGUCCCCCUCAUGCCAUGCCACCCAAGCCCAUGCCCUCACCCCAGCAUGGGCAGAAUCACCUGCCUGGAAGCCGUUCGACUUGCAGCCCUGGGGUGCCGCCUCCUAUGCAAACAGCUGACUUAGUUUCAGAACUCUGAGGCUCCCCACGGCCCUGCCCCACCCCAGGAGAGGGUGCCCGGGGUGCAGAGUAGGAGACAGGCCAGCCUGGGACCUAAACAUUUUGAUAGGCAGGGGCCUGGGGGCCGGGGACUUGCUGGCCCCGGCCCUUGGGAGUCAAGGACAGGGCCAGGCCCCAGGGGCUAGGCCUGCGGGAGGCAGGCCAGCCUCACUGCUUGUGCUGAGGGCAGCCUGUGGGGCUCCCAGGCUUGGGGGCCCUGGCGAGCAGGGUAGCAACGGGAUGCCCAGUCCUGCUGAACAACUGAGGGACGGGCGAGGUUGGGGGUCCUGGUGCUAUGGGUCUUGGUGGCCAGAGUGGGGGUCCCAGGGAGACCGUGAGGCACUGGUGCAAGAGGGGAGACUGGGCAGCCCCCAUCUGCAGGAGGGGACACUGCAGCCCCUCCCCUGCCCUGGCAGGUGUCUGAGGAGCUGGAGGAGUGGGACUGACGCCCACCCACCACGACAGUGCUGGGAGCAGAGAGUAGGUGGCAGGGAGAAGCCCCCUGGCAGACAGGAGGGCUGGGGUAGGGGAAGCAGCAAAAAAAAAAAAAGAAAACAUAGCUCCCAACAUGGCUCCACUG